AUGUUUUGCGAUGUUCAGAUUCCAUCUAUGCCUCUGUUGAAGUACGAUGAGGUGCCCAGCUUCUUGUAUCCUACUACCCCCUACCCGUUUUUGAGGAGGGCAAUAUUGGGGCAGUACAGGAACUUGGACAAGCCCUUCUGCAUAUUGAUGGACACUUUCCAAGAGCUUGAGAGCGAGAUCAUCGAGUACAUGUCUCGUUUGUGCCCAAUCAAGGCAGUCGGUCCUCUAUUCAAGAACCCAAAAGCCCAAAACGCCGUCCGCGGUGACUUCAUGAAGGCCGAUGACUCCAUCAUCGGCUGGCUCGACACCAAGCCUAAAUCAUCUGUCGUUAUAUUGAAUUUGUAUUCGUGUUCCGAGAGUUUGAUUGGGUAUGCGUGUAGGGUGUUUGAUAUAAUGCCUCAGAGAACGGUUGUUACUGUUAAUGGUAUGGUAUCUGGGUUUGUGAAGAAUGAUAUGUUGGAUGAGGGGGUUGGUUUGUUCAAGAAAAUUUUGGAUUGCUCUUUUGGUUUGGAGUUGAAGCCGAAUUAUGUUACUUUGGUUGUUUUGGUUUCUGGGUGUGUGGAACUGGAUGGGUUUAUUGUGGGAAAGGUGCUUCAUUCAUACUGUUGUAAGACAGGUUUGGAUUUUGUGAAUGAGGUUUGUAAUGCAGUGAUUGAUUUGUACUCGAAGUUUGGGCAUAUAAGUGAGGCAGCAAGGAUGUUUAAUGAGAUGCCAGAGAGGGAUUUGAUUCCAUCUAUGCCUCUGUUGAAGUACGAUGAGGUGCCCAGCUUCUUGUAUCCUACUACCCCCUACCCGUUUUUGAGGAGGGCAAUAUUGGGGCAGUACAGGAACUUGGACAAGCCCUUCUGCAUAUUGAUGGACACUUUCCAAGAGCUUGAGAGCGAGAUCAUCGAGUACAUGUCUCGUUUGUGCCCAAUCAAGGCAGUCGGUCCUCUAUUCAAGAACCCAAAAGCCCAAAACGCCGUCCGCGGUGACUUCAUGAAGGCCGAUGACUCCAUCAUCGGCUGGCUCGACACCAAGCCUAAAUCAUCUGUCGUUAUAUUGAAUUUGUAUUCGUGUUCCGAGAGUUUGAUUGGGUAUGCGUGUAGGGUGUUUGAUAUAAUGCCUCAGAGAACGGUUGUUACUGUUAAUGGUAUGGUAUCUGGGUUUGUGAAGAAUGAUAUGUUGGAUGAGGGGGUUGGUUUGUUCAAGAAAAUUUUGGAUUGCUCUUUUGGUUUGGAGUUGAAGCCGAAUUAUGUUACUUUGGUUGUUUUGGUUUCUGGGUGUGUGGAACUGGAUGGGUUUAUUGUGGGAAAGGUGCUUCAUUCAUACUGUUGUAAGACAGGUUUGGAUUUUGUGAAUGAGGUUUGUAAUGCAGUGAUUGAUUUGUACUCGAAGUUUGGGCAUAUAAGUGAGGCAGCAAGGAUGUUUAAUGAGAUGCCAGAGAGGGAUUUGGUAGUGUGGUUUACUUGA
Rosa rugosa (rugosa rose) is the source of this 1452-nucleotide messenger RNA. RefSeq names its product pentatricopeptide repeat-containing protein At4g19191, mitochondrial-like. Lineage: Eukaryota; Viridiplantae; Streptophyta; Magnoliopsida; Rosales; Rosaceae. Gene Ontology annotation, molecular function: protein binding; RNA binding. Gene Ontology annotation, biological process: RNA modification. The record is from RefSeq and is a predicted model, not a curated record. The transcript has 4 exons. The coding region runs from base 1 to 1452 and encodes 483 amino acids.